This is a messenger RNA of Lotus japonicus, 1996 nucleotides long. RefSeq names its product pumilio homolog 12-like. Lineage: Eukaryota; Viridiplantae; Streptophyta; Magnoliopsida; Fabales; Fabaceae. Gene Ontology annotation, biological process: post-transcriptional regulation of gene expression. The transcript is spliced from 5 exons. The record is from RefSeq and is a predicted model, not a curated record. Bases 156 to 1511 code for a protein of 451 amino acids. Gene Ontology annotation, molecular function: mRNA binding. Gene Ontology annotation, cellular component: cytoplasm.
CAUGCAGAACGCUACUCAUAGGAAUACUCCCCUUCCCAUCCUAUCCCUCAAACCAAACCAAAUCAAAUCAAUUCACUUUCCUCAAAAUUAAUCAAAAAUCCAAAACCCUUUCCUUCCCCUAAACCUCCCUCACUCUCCGACCACCACCGCCGCCGAUGUCAUCGUCCAGAGGUUUCGGUUUCCCAAUCGCCGCCGAUGAUGCUUCACAUUCUGAUUCUUUCUACCUCUCUAGCUACUACCACCCAAAACCCCUCCUCCACAAGAAUCAAACCCUAGAAGACGCCUUCACUCGUCUCUCCCUCUCCACCUCCGCCUUCAAUCCUCCACCUCUCGAUCACGCUUUCAGCCGCCACGCGUUUCACCCUCCCAAUCUCACCCAAACCGGGUUCAACGCCGCUAAUGCUGGUUCUGAAUCGCUGUCGUCAGGGUUUCUGGAUUCUGUUCCUCUGUUGAGGCAGAGCUCCGGUUUCUUCAACGGCGGCGCUGGUGAUUUGUUGGGUGAAAUCGGUGAAAUUCCAAGGAUGGAUUUGAACGAGUGCUGGAGGGGGAGUGUUUUGUCUUUUGCUAAGGAUCAAUAUGGAUGUAGGAUUUUGCAGGAGAGGAUGAAGAGAAUGGCGGCUGAGGAUUUUUCCUUUAUCUUCCUUGAGCUGAUUGAUCACGUGACUGAGCUCAUGGUGGACCCUUUUGGGAACUAUGUUUUUCAGAAGAUGGUGGAGAUUUGCAGUGAUGAACAGAGGACUCGCAUUGUUUUGGUGGUCACACAGCCUAAUUUUCUCUUGGUCAGAGUUUGUCUCAAGCCACAUGGAACGCGUUCUGUGGAGCGAUUGUUGGAGAGUGUCACCAAUGAAGAGCAAAGAGAUCUCAUUAUGGCUGCUUUGAGCCCUGGUGCUGUUGUGUUAGCUAAGGAUACAAAUGGUCAUCGUGUUGUUCUGUAUUGUUUGAAACAUUUCUCUGGAGAAGCUACUAAGUAUCUUCUGAAUGAGGUGGCAAACAACUCGUUUGGCAUAGCCAAAGAUAAGACUGGGUGCUGUGUGCUGCAGCAGUGCAUUCUCCAUGCUAUUGGAGAAACCAAAAUGAGGCUGAUUGCUGAUGUCAUUGUAAAUGCUUCCCUCCUAGCUGAGGACUGCUACGGCAACUAUGUUGUGCAACAUUUAUUGUCUCUGAAAAUACCAGUAGUUACAGAAAAUCUACUCAGACAACUUCAAGGGAAGUUUACAUAUCUUGCCUGCAACAAGUAUGGGAGUAAUGUGGUGGAGAAGUUCUUUCAAGAAUCAGGAGAAAUGCACUCAAUGCGUAUUGUUUUAGAGUUGCUCCAUGAUCCCAAUGUCGCGAGGCUUCUUGUGGAUCCAUAUGGUAAUUAUGUCAUCAAAACGGCCCUGAUGAUAUCUAAGGGAGCCAUUCGGAAUGCUUUACUCCAGCUGAUCCAACUAAACUCCACAAUGAUGCGAAACAACCUCUAUGGCAAGAAGUUACUUGAUAGGUUUGACAGGGGAAAUAUUCGACACAUUUAAACAUGCAUUACAGUAACUUCUAAAUUGCUCAAAAGAUUUUUCAUGGCCACAAGGAGAUUACACUUUUUGACUACCUCCUUUUUUUUCUUCUGUCGCAUUACUCAUACUUUCAUAAGAUGUCUUAGGUUGUGUGUUGUUUGUAGUUUAUAUGUUAGUUUCUCUCAGUUUUGUUACUGGCAUAGGAUGGAAGGACUUGGUUCUCAGAGACUAUAGAGGACAAUGCUCAGCUGUAUAGGAGAUAACUAGCAACAUACAUGAUCCUCUCAAGGGAAAAGCUACAAUGGUUGAUACAAAUUUGUGAUAUUCUAAGUGUAAUUCUUGUGAUUCUACUGUUAUGUACCCAAAAAAUAAACCAUCAGGAUAGAUUUCAAGUGUUUCUAGGUUCCUUAUUUUCCUUCCAUGUAGGUCCUUUUGUAAUUUUGUUUCAUACUUUGAAACAUUAUUUUUGAAAGAUUUGAAGUUAUAAACAUAUGUUUGUGGCUUUG